Molecule: messenger RNA, 1537 nt
Organism: Pseudocercospora fijiensis CIRAD86
Lineage: Eukaryota; Fungi; Ascomycota; Dothideomycetes; Mycosphaerellales; Mycosphaerellaceae
Exons: 1
Coding region: 1-771 (256 amino acids)
Cellular component (GO): mitochondrion; cytoplasm
Source: RefSeq, a predicted model, not a curated record
AUGACUCUGUUCGGCGGCGGCAAUGGCAAAGACACAUCUCGCCGAAGGUGGACCACAAACGAAGUCAUCACAAUCUCAACCAUCUCCGUCAUAGCCUCCUACACCGCAUCACGCUUCUACAAAACCCGUCUCCGUCGAAUCCCAAACGUCAAUCACCUAAAACCAGAAUGGCUGCGAAAACGUUCUUUGUAUGGCAAAGUCACAAACGUAGGAGACGGAGAUAAUUUUCGCAUGUUUCAUGCUCCUGGAGGGAGGUGGACUGCUUGGGGCAUUCUUCGACCUAUUCCGACAGACAAGAAGUUGAAAGAUCAGACGUUGUCUAUUCGCAUCGCAGGUAUUGAUGCGCCUGAGAACGCGCAUUUCGGGAGACCGGGGCAAGAAUAUGGACCCGAAGCAUUGCAGUGGUUGAGAGACAGGAUUUUGGGACGUUAUGUGAGAGUCUUGCCGUACCGGAGAGAUCAGUAUGACAGAGUUGUGGCUACGGUGUAUAAGAGGAAGUGGUUUGGAUUGAGGAGGGAAGAUGUUGGGUUGGAGAUGUUGAAGGCUGGGUUGGCGACGGUUUACGAGGCGAAGAUGUAUAGUGAGUUUGGAGGGAAGAAGGAGAGGUAUGAAGAGGCUGAGAAUCGGGCGAAAGAGAGGAAGGUGGGGAUGUGGAGGGAGCCGAGUGUGAUGAAGAAGAUUAUAGGCGGGAGCAAGAAGAAGGAGGUUGAGACGCCUAGAGAGUUCAAGACGAGGAUGAAGGAGGAGGAGCAACACGCUGGGAAAGGUUGAAUAAGCUGGUUGCGUUUUACCUACGACAAAUGUUCUUGCACUGGUCACAGGCUGUGCAAGUCACUUUGGAAUUUAAAAUCAUGAUACCCACCCACGGAGAUCUGGUUGUUGCCAAGACAUCGCUUGAGAAGGACCUUCGAAGACAUUCCGGCACAGAUCCUGUUCGAUGUUCGUCCCUCUCACCAAACACCUGACAACAGGAGACUCCCUCAUACGCCUCAGACCCACGGGACGCCUAUUCCCGGCCUCCCUGGUCAGCUGGAGAUGACCCACGUCGUCGAUCAAAGGCCGCACAGACCACGCACAGCUAAUAUAAAUCCUUCUUACUGGAGAAGAGCCCAAUCAUCGCAUAGCACCGAUGAAUCUUCUCCGUGGCGCAAUUGGCUAGCGCGUUCGACUGUUAUUCUAGCAAGAAGAGCAGAGCAUCGGGAGGUUGACAGUUCAAUCCUGUCCGGGGAAGCGAAACUUUUGCUGUUCUUGUAGCUUCAAUAUUCGUUGAGAUAUGAGGCGUGCAACUGUUGUGAAGGAUGAUCAGGAGUGUGAAAGCGAAUUCUUUUUGGCCCGGCGAGCGUCCCAGGCAUCAGCCUCAUCGCUGGUCGUGAACAGUUUGGUUCAGAGACCGACCGAUGUAAAAGCAACCAGCAAGGAAAGUACUUAAAACAGCUCAUCAACAGUAGCAAGUAAGGAUAAAGGGGUUCAGCCUUCUGAGAUAUUAUGGAGUAUGGAAAUGUAUAUACAGCUGUGCCUCGCAAGGCCCUUCAUUGAG